Messenger RNA from Colletotrichum navitas, 405 nucleotides. Its product is annotated as cytochrome b5. The record is from RefSeq and is a predicted model, not a curated record. Gene Ontology annotation, biological process: sterol biosynthetic process. Gene Ontology annotation, cellular component: intracellular membrane-bounded organelle; endoplasmic reticulum membrane. The coding region runs from base 1 to 405 and encodes 134 amino acids. NCBI's taxonomy places the organism in Eukaryota, Fungi, Ascomycota, Sordariomycetes, Glomerellales, Glomerellaceae. Gene Ontology annotation, molecular function: heme binding. The transcript is spliced from 3 exons.
AUGGGCGUUGAACUUACCUACCAGGAUGUUGCUGAGCACAACACCAAGAAGGACAUCUACAUGGUGAUCCACGACAAGAUCUACGACGUUACCAAGUUUGUCGAUGAGCACCCCGGUGGCGAGGAGGUUCUUCUUGAUGUCGGCGGUCAGGAUGCCACCGAGGCAUUCGAAGAUGUUGGCCACAGCGACGAGGCCCGCGAGACCCUGGAGCAGCUGCACAUCGGUGAGCUGAAGCGCCAGCCCGGAGACCCUGCCCCUAAGAAGCAGGCCGCCGCCACCAGCUCAGCCAGCAGCACCGAGAGCGGUGGCUUCGGCAUCGGCCUGUACGCCGUCCUCCUCAUCGGCGGUAUCCUCGCCUACGUCGGUUACCAGUACCAGCAGCAGCAGCAGCAGACCUCCGCAUAA